Dentiscutata erythropus is the source of this 752-nucleotide messenger RNA. The record is from the annotation of a GenBank genome assembly. Lineage: Eukaryota; Fungi; Glomeromycota; Glomeromycetes; Diversisporales; Gigasporaceae.
AUUACCUUAUGUCCAAGAUCGACCAGAUCUUAGUCCACAUCAACUAGUCUUUGAUACAAUUGAUUAUAUGAAUGAAUAUAAUAAGAAAGAUGACCCAAAUAGAUUGAUCGAUCGUAUUCCUUUUAUUUUUACCAAUCCAAAUGCCUUAUAUUACUUCAACAAUAAAAAAGCUCCAUCCGGUAAAAUUAUGACUAAUAAUUAUUCAGAAAGCGCUAGUGUAAAACAAUUAGGAUUACCUGAUGAAAUUCCAGAUAAAUAUGUUGAUCUUUGGACUGAUGCACUACAACCUUUCUUUGACGAAUUGGAUGCAAAUUUCACAAAUGGUCUCAUAAAUUUAAAACGUUAUGAUCAUCAUAGUGCCUAUUCUUAUUUAAGAGAAGUUUAUCUCCCCAAAGUAAUACCAUCAAAAUCCGCUUACUAUUAUGAAAUUAUUGAUGCUAUUGAAUUACAAGAAGCAGGCACAGGUGAAUUUCAUCAUUUUAGUUUUGUUACUGUUGCCAUUGAUGCGUACACUUUUAGCAGCCUUAACUAUAAUAUAAGCUGGAGUACAAUUGAUAAAGGAAUGCAACGGUUACCUAAUGCUUUCUUACCAAUGAUCAAAAAGGAAAAUAUUAAUCUGACUUAUAAUAGUGAAGUUUAUAAGCUGGAAAAAACAAAUGAUAGUAAAAUUGAAGUGUAUUGGAGAAAUAACGGAAGAAGUGUCUCCGAAAUUUUUGAUCGAGUAAUUGUCACUGUUCCGUUAGGUAUCGUCC